AUGCGUUUCCUGAUGCCCACCCUCGUCCUUUGUGGAUUGCUCACUCAGGUGACCAAAGCUGGCUGGUCUCAACCGAGAUGCUGGAAGAAUAAUAUUGGCUACUGCAGAAGACGAUGCUUAGAUGACGAGAGGUACAUACUUCUUUGUAAGAACAAGGUCUCAUGCUGCAUCCCCAUAGUGCUGCCCCCAGAAUUCACUAGAAAGACACCGCCUCCCUUGGUCCAUAUCGAGGACAUAACACCUGAUUUGAGUGACUUGGACUCUUCUCCUGGUUCUCCAGUAACCAAACUGAGUGAUCAGAUCACAUUUGAUGACAGUCUGUUUCUAAAAACUGAAAAACUUAAAGCUCCUGAGAAACCUGUUACCCAGUUCAUGACAACCCCCAUGCGGUUACCUCAUGCCGCAGUUAACUGAUGUUUGCAUCUGGGCGUGGGACCCCUAGAAAUCCUGCUGGAAGAAACCCCCAGGCAGCUCAUUCCACUCAUCGAAUUUCCUGGACAGUUCCAUUGGAGGUUGGAUGGACAUAAUUGCUACGGCCACAACAUGGGCCAAGACGGUGACCUUAAGAUUAGAAAUGUAUGUGAGACAUAAGAAUGCUCUUCCUUGACUUA
Molecule: messenger RNA, 611 nt
Organism: Sciurus carolinensis (gray squirrel)
Lineage: Eukaryota; Metazoa; Chordata; Mammalia; Rodentia; Sciuridae
Gene: Defb125
Product: defensin beta 125
Exons: 2
Coding region: 1-414 (137 amino acids)
Biological process (GO): innate immune response
Cellular component (GO): extracellular region
Source: RefSeq, a predicted model, not a curated record